Messenger RNA from Arachis ipaensis, 1461 nucleotides. NCBI's taxonomy places the organism in Eukaryota, Viridiplantae, Streptophyta, Magnoliopsida, Fabales, Fabaceae. The record is from RefSeq and is a predicted model, not a curated record.
AUGAAAAAUCAGAACCGAAGUUGGAUGUAUGAUAGAAUGUAUGACCAAAGGCGAGGUCUUAAGCCCAGGUUUGUUAAAGGGGUAAAUGAAUUUGUGGAAGUGUGUACUAGAACUCAUGAAUUUCUCAAAGGAGUUUUAGUUAGGUGUCCAUGUGCCAAAUGUCAAUGUGGGAGAUUUAAACAGCUGAUCGACAUUAAGAUUGAUCUAUAUACUCAUGGGUUUAAACCUAAUUAUUGGGUUUGGACAGAGCAUGGAGAGGAGAUAACCACAGAGAAUCAGAUUAUGAUAGAUGAAGACAUUGAAAGCAGCUCUGCAUUAGGUGGUAUUAUAUGGGAAGAAAAUUUUGAUCGUUAUCAUGAGAUGGUUGUUGAUGCUUUGCAACCUAAGUUUCACAUGUACAUGCAACCAGCAGUGGAGGAACCAAAUCGAGAUGCUAAGAGAUUUUAUAACCUCUUAGAUUCAAUUAGUAAACCCUUGUGGGAAAAUUGUAUCCAUUCACGAUUGUCACUUGCUAGUAGGAUGCUAAGUAUAAAAUCACAAUUGUCUUUUGACCAGUGGACAACUUUGUUUAGAGAAAUGCAAACAACUCUAAAUGAAAUUCCUGCUAAUUAUUAUGAAGCUAAGAAAAUUGUUUCCCAACUUGGGUUUAAGGAGGUUAAGAUAGAUUGUUGUGUCAAUGGUUGUAUGAUAUAUUACAAAGAGGACAAAGAUCUUAGACAAUGUAAAUUUUAUGGGGAGUAUAUAUUUAAGCCUAGAAAAGGUAAAAAUAAAAAGGUUCCAUAUAAAAGAAUGCAUUAUUUGCCAUUGAUUCCAAGGCUACAAAGGUUGUAUGCAUCAAUGAGUACUGCCCCUCAUAUGUUGUGGCAUCACCAAAAUCGCAGAAACGACGACGUGAUGACACAUCCUUCUCAUGGUGAAGCAUGGAAACAUUUUGAUACCAAGCAUCCUCAUUUUUCAAGCGAACCGCGUAAUGUUAGACUUGGACUUUGUUCUGAUGGGUUUUCUCCUAAUGUUCAUUUUAGCACACCGUACUCUUGUUGGCCUGUUAUAGUCACCCCUUAUAACCUUCCACCUCAUAUGUAUGAACUUAAAGAGUUGUGGGAUGAAGGCGUCCUAACAUACGACAUUCAUAGCAAGAGGAAUUUUCAGUUAAAGGCCACAUUAAUGUGGUCCAUUAACGAUUUUUUUGCUUAUAGAAUGUUGUCUGGUUGGAGCACGGGGGGAAGAUUAGCGUGUCCAAUAUGCAUGGAGGAUACCAAGGCCUUUUGGUUAGAUUAUGGCAGAAAGAAUUCGUUGUUUGACUGUCAUAGGAGAUAUUUACUUGAAGGUCAUCCUUAUAGGCGUAAUAAAGUUAGUUUUAAGAAGAAUGUUGAGGAAGAUGAAGAACCUCCUAUUAGGCUUAGCGGUGAACAGAUCUGGAAAAGAGUUAGACAAUAUCCUAAAAUAGUUGACAGAAGAUGA